This is a messenger RNA of Aspergillus candidus, 1511 nucleotides long. Its product is annotated as putative oxalate/formate antiporter. NCBI's taxonomy places the organism in Eukaryota, Fungi, Ascomycota, Eurotiomycetes, Eurotiales, Aspergillaceae. The transcript is spliced from 4 exons. Bases 102 to 1379 code for a protein of 425 amino acids. Gene Ontology annotation, molecular function: transmembrane transporter activity. Gene Ontology annotation, biological process: transmembrane transport. Gene Ontology annotation, cellular component: fungal-type vacuole membrane. The record is from RefSeq and is a predicted model, not a curated record.
AACUUUGAUUCGAGUAAAGCGCCUGCUCCUAGGGUUCCCGCAGACACCCUGGUGACCUUCCCACUGGCAACCUCGUCAUCCAAGCCCCCAAGCUAACUGGAAUGCCCGGGAAAACAGCCGAGAAGGUCGAAGCCCCGCUCUCGCCCGAUAGUUCUAUCGAUUGCGAUGAUUGUGACUACCCAGAUGGCGGCUACCGGGCCUGGAUGGUCGUCCUCGGAGCCUGGUGUAUGCUGCUGGCUCCGAUGGGACUGAUCAAUGGCCUAGGAAUCUUGCAGGCUUGGACCUUUGAACACCAGCUGCACGGAUACUCCGAGUCUAGCAUCGGCUGGAUAUACGGCACCUUUGCGUUUUUCGUCUUCGCUGCCGGUGCACAGGCAGGACCAAUCUUUGAUACGUAUGGCGUUCAUGUUGUCAUUAUCCCGGGAUCAAUUGGAUUGGUCGUAAGUCUAGUCUGUUUCAGUUUCAGCAAUGAAUACUACCAGAUGUUUCUGUCCUUCAGCAUACUCGGUGGCUUAUCCGGCAGUCUACUCUACACCCCUGUUAUUGCCUGCAUCGGCCACUGGUUCAACAAGCGCCGUGCGUUCGCCACGGGCGUCGCACUGACAGCGGGCGGCCUCGGCGGCGCCAUCUUCCCCCUCAUCAUCCUCUUCGCCGCACCCACUAUCGGCUUCAACUGGGCAAUUCGCAUCUUCGCUCUCUUAACCGCCCUUCUCUGCACCUGUGGCUGUUUCCUUUUACGAACGCGCCUCCCACCGAACACCAAAGCCGGCGCGUCCGUUGACUUCCGCGCCCUGCGCGACGUCCGCUAUGGCGUCAACGUCUUCGCCAUCUUUCUUAUCGAGUUCGCCUUCAUGAUCCCUUUCAGUUAUAUCCCUUCCUACGCGCGCCACGUCGGUCUGAGCAAUCAGCUUUCCUGGCUCCUUACCAUCAUCAUCAACCUGGCGGGUAUCCCUGGCCGCUCCAUCACGGGCUUCGUCGCCGACCGCAUUGGGCGAUUCAACUCGCUAGUCGUGACCUCGUGCAUCUGUUCGGCCCUUACUCUCGCGCUCUGGCUUCCUGCGGGGAGCAACCUCAAGACGCUGAUCUGCUAUGCUAUCUUCUUUGGGUACUGGAGCGGCGCGGGGUUCAGCCUCGCCCCCGUGUCAGUCUCGCAGGUCUGCGACACGGCCGACUACGGCAAGCGCAACGGCACAGCCUACACCGUUGCCAGCAUCGGCACGCUGAUUAGUAUUCCGGUUGGCGGGGCUAUUAUUGAACGCGCAGGGGGUGAUUAUUGGGGCGUCAUUGUCUUCGGUGGUGGUCUUUACUUUGCGUCCAUGAUGGCGUUUUUCGCCGCUCGGGUGAUCUGCGUUGGGUGGAAUUUGCGCGUAAUCUUUUAGUUGCUUCUGGUGUUUUUGAGCCGCGCUGCUGGCCUGUAUUAUAUUCCAUCUAUGCUUUUCGGACUUCCCCAUUGGGAAUUUACUGUUGUUGCCUGCUACAUCGAGCCCCAGAUUGUUCAAUAUAGACACGUA